GGGUCCCCUCCGCCCCGCCCUCCUCCUGCCCUCCCCCCCCGGGCCUCGCCUCCGCGCCGCGGCCGGCAUUUCUCGCUCGCAGCUCGCCCGCGGGCUGGCUCUCGGUCCCGGCCUCCUUCUCCUCCCUCUGACUCUCCUCCUUCCCUCUCCGACCCUUUUUCUCUCUCUCCCCUCUGCCUCUCCGACCCUGAUCUAGUCGUUCCCUCCGCCCUUUCUUCUCCUGCCUCUUGCCUUCCUCUCUCUCUUUCGGUCGAUUCCCCUGCCUCUCAUUCUCUCUGUGUCUCUGCUUCUCUCCCCGUUUCCCUCUCGGUUUCUCUCUUCCCCCUCCCUCCCUCCGGGCUUCUCUCCCCCCCCCACCACCCGUGCCCUCCCUCCACCCUCGCUCCCCUCCCCCUCCACCCCUCGCAGCCCAGCCGCUCGCAGCUCCCCAGUCAGCCUCCCCGAACCAGCGCCGCCGCCGCCUGCACUCGCCGCAGGACCGGCCCGCCCGGCUUCCCGGGGUGCGCCCUCCUCGGCCCCGCGCCCUCGGGGCUCGCUGGCACAGCCUCCUCCCCCGGCUCACGGCCCCGCCCGACCCGGCCCCAGUCCAGCGCCCGAGCGCGCCGAGGAUGUGAGUCCAGCUCGCCUCUGCCGGAGCAGCAGCCACUCGCGCGCCGCCGAGCCGGAGCGCAGCGCAGCGCAGCCUCGGGCGCUCGCGGGGUCGCUCGGGCCGGCUGCGCGCUCCUGCCCCAGCAGCGCCCUCCGGCCUCUCGCCGGCGCCAGCGCCGCCGCAGCCCGCGGGCCGUCCCCGGCCGGCCGUCCCCGGCCCCAGCGCCGCUGACCCUGUCCGCCGCGGGCGGGGACGCGGGCGGAGGAGGUGCCGCCGCGGAGCCCCCGGACGCGACCAUGUCGGAGGUGCUGCCCUACGGCGACGAGAAGCUGAGCCCCUACGGCGACGGCGGCGACGUGGGCCAGAUCUUCUCCUGCCGCCUGCAGGACACCAACAACUUCUUCGGCGCCGGGCAGAACAAGCGGCCGCCCAAGCUGGGCCAGAUCGGCCGGAGCAAGCGGGUUGUUAUUGAAGAUGAUAGGAUUGAUGACGUGCUGAAAAAUAUGACAGACAAGGCACCUCCUGGUGUCUAACUUCCCUAAAGACAAUGAGUUAAGGGAGAGAAUAAGAAUGAGAACGGCGAUAUCAGUUAUUGGCAAAAAGCAUGAAAAGAGAAAGCACUUUGAAAUUUAUUACUAGCUUGCUACCCACGAUGAAAUCAGCAACCUGUAUCUCGUGCCAGGCCGGGAGACAGAUGAGGCGUGAGAAGGAGAAGGCUCUGGGCUCCUUUGCAAAGAUAAAAAUUAAAAAAAAUUUUUAAAAAAUUUAAAAAAUCACUAUAUAUAUAUACAUAAAGAAAUAAAGAGAAGUCUCAGUUGAAGCUAUUUGUCAAAAUUAAUAUCCAUUUCUUUUUAUAUACAGUGAAUAUUGCGCAAUUAUAGAUCUGGAUUUUGAACCACUUAAAUAAUGAAGCAGCAACACCGGGUGUUUUGAGGUGUUGGCAUUCUUCGCUGAUUUGGCUGUUCCCAAUGUUUACAUUAUUUAAUCUUGCAAAAAUGAUUCUGUGCACUUGGAUGUAAAAUGCUGUCCAGUUUUAUUUUUUUAUGUUGUUAUCCUUGGAUGUACAAAGAAAAUCAGAAAAUGAUCUCUAUAGAUAUUGCAUUCUAUUUUGGUCAUCUUUUGAAGUUAUCAAGAAUGUGUUUAAAACAAGACGGGAACUUUUCUAAGGAAUCAUACAUAGAAAAAAAUCGUCGCUUUAUUUUAAAAUGAAUUGUAAAGCUUGUGUUUCUUUGUUGCUGCGAGCUAUUUGCCCAAGUUAAUGCAAAUGAACACAUUUUAUAUGUCAGGAAAAAAAAAACCACACAAAAAACAAAGAAAAAAAAAUGCUUGAGCUUUUUCUAAUCCCUCCCUGCAGUCUGUUGUGUGAGCAGCCUUUUUUUUCUCUAAUAUUGUGUCAGUUUAUUCUCUUUAAUGGACUGUAAAAAAAUGUAAUCACAAGAGUGCCAAAUAUCUUGAAAUGCCAAAAGGCAUUUUGGUUUCUUUUCUUUUCCCUGUGCUCUGAGUCCACGUAAAGGAAUGCUUGGAGUGUCUUUUUCUGUUAUUUAUAGGGGUUCUCUUAGGGCACACCAGCUGCCUGUUUUGCAUGGUAUUUGCAAAAAUGCCUCUUGCGUGAGGAAUCUUUUACCAUUUUUUGUUUGCAACUUUGGACCUCAAGAGGUUUCUUCCUUUCCCUACCCUGUUGCCUCUUUUCUUAAUUCGAUAUUCUGUAUGUUGCACCUUUAACCAGCACACAGGGCUAUUUCUUCAA
Molecule: messenger RNA, 2336 nt
Organism: Eubalaena glacialis (North Atlantic right whale)
Lineage: Eukaryota; Metazoa; Chordata; Mammalia; Artiodactyla; Balaenidae
Gene: CAMK2N1
Product: calcium/calmodulin dependent protein kinase II inhibitor 1
Exons: 2
Coding region: 886-1122 (78 amino acids)
Biological process (GO): negative regulation of protein kinase activity
Molecular function (GO): calcium-dependent protein kinase inhibitor activity; protein kinase binding
Source: RefSeq, a predicted model, not a curated record